UUAUGAAUUGUACAUUAAAUAUAUAUACUGUAUCAUAUAUUGCAUUAUAUUUGUUUCCAGAAUAAAUAUUUGUUUUAGGACGUUUGUAAUUCUGACGACAACGUGACCAAUGUAGAGACAAGCCAAAGUUUAUCCCAAAAACCGGCCUUGAAGCGUCGUUGGAAUAGAAGGAACUACUGUUUAUACUGUGAAAAAUUGUGUACAAAUUUUAGACGACAUUUAUUAAGGAAUCACAAAAAUGAAGCACCUGUGGUAAAAUAUCUCGCUAUAUUAAAAACGGGCAAUGGUAAUGAAAGCAAACUGCUAAGAAGAAAUAUUUUUGAUAACCUGAGAAAUCAAGGAAAUCAUAUGUACAACAAAACAAUCUUAAUGGGAACAACCAUUAAGGUCAAUGAUGGCAUUAAACUUCUACCAUCAAGGCGGGCACCAGUUACCAAAUCACCAUCAAGUGAUGACUUCGUAAUUUGUAAAUUCUGCUGUGUGUUGUUUUCCAAGAAAUCAUUCAGAAAGCAUGUCAAAAAAUGUUUGGAAAAAGAAAAUGAAAAAGAGGAUGUUAUGGAUUCAGACCAAAAUGAACAGGAUGUUGAAAAUGACAUAAUCACUCAAGCGAGAAAAAAAAUAUGUUCAAACUAUGCAAAAACGUAUGGUUUACCAAUUAUGUCAAAUACAGCCAGUGACAGUCUGAUCAAAGACAUAUUACCUCUUGUAAGAAAAGAUGAAGCUGGCAAUAUAGCAAUGAAAGACUCCCUCAUAAUGGACAUUGCCAGUGAUUUCUUUAACAACCAUUUAAACCCCAAAGACAAGUACGUUGUAAGCAGGAAAAUACGGGACGCUGGAAAGCUACUUUUAAAAAUUAAAGAAAAGGAUAAUACAGUGAAAUGUAUUCAAGAUUGUUUACACCCGUGUAAAAUCAAUGUAGUAAUGGAUUCUGUGAAGGAAAUGUGUGGUUUGAAUGGAACGUCGGGUGAUGUGAAAGUUGUUGGGAUGCCAUCACGACUUUCUUGGGUUUUAAAUGAAGGAGCCUCAAGAGCGAUGAAAAAUGUCUUAAAAAACAACUACCUAUCUGAUGAUGAAAAGAGAAAACAAAAAGCAGAUAUUGAUGACUUUAUGAGAGAAAAAAACAAAAGGUGGCGGUGUGAUUUAUCAACUAAUUCUGAAAUCUCUAGGGUUAGGGAGAAAAUGUUACAACCAGAAGUAGUAUCCAGUGAAGUUGACAUGGAAGUCACUCCCUUUACUAAAGAAUCAGAGGAAAGAUUUUUGGCUAAAAAUGGUAUUGUUGGGAGUGCUGUUGUUAAUAUGGAAGGAAUAAUAGAUAACACAAGUGAUGAUAACGUCUGUUUAUUACCAGUUGCAGAUAGAGCCAAAGAAAACACACCUCUUCCGACAAUUGCGACUGCUCAUGAUACAAUAACUAGAUAUAUUAAAAGCCAUGUGAAACAGCGAUGGUCAUCUGAAGAAAAAAGUGUGGUCAUAGAAAGUUUUAAGCAUAAAAUUACUGAACGGAUAAACCCCUCUUUAAAGGAAUGUAGAGAUGUUAUAUCUACAAGUCCCAUUCUGUCAGGACGAUCUGCUAGUCAGAUUAAAACUUUCGUAAAUAACAUAAUUAAGGGAAAAACGACCUUACCUAAGGAAUUUAAACAUUUAUUGUAAAGAAAAGAGUGCCCUGCAUCAAACAAGCUUCACAGUUACCUAUCCGAUCAUCAAGGAACAAUAUCGUCGUCAAGGACACAUUGUCUGGUGCCAGUCCAAGAAGACGUUGAACCUAGCACUUCUCGGCACACCAUGUCUUUUAUUAACUGAAUAGACUUGACCUGAUGUACAUUUCUUAUUGUAUUCUGGCUUCGGACAACAAGUAUGGUACUAAUUGAUGGCUGCAAGCGGGUCAACCUGUACUAAGGAAUGGAAUUCCAUGGAGUCAGCAAACUUAAUUACCUUUGUUCGAAAUGAAAGAUGAAGAAAAGGAUGAAGGAUGUAAGUGAAUGAAGACUUUUAACUGUGUAUAAGUUCUGCUUCUUCUCAUCAGUAGUACAGGGUCUCGGAAGAAGCAUUGCAUGUUAUAUGUAGAAUUUUGUGUAUACACACAAACAUUAAGUUGCACAUAAUUUGAUACAUAUUAAUAAAUAUAAAAUCCUGAAAAUACUGUAUUUGGUAACCAUUUAGGUUUUUAGUACUAGGUACAAAAUAACUCAAACAUUAUCAUAUUAUUCGUACAUUUCAUAAAACAUUGGCUAAAAAACUAAAAUAGUAAUUAUUUUUAAUAUAGUUAAUUCCAUAUUUGAGCCAUGAGUUAAGAGGUGACACAAGAAAUUAUCAUUAAAAAAGUAUCUUUAAAAUCCAUUAUUUUAUUGAUCAGGGCUCCACUUGGGAGACGUAACAUUUGUAGCUGUGUUUACUGAAAACAAUUUUUAAGUAAACUUUUGGUAACUUCAUAUGACUUAAUCUGUAUCCAUUGUUCAAAAUCUCAAAAUAAGAUAAUUUUUGCAGAUUUUUCUGUAUCAUUGUAUUCACAAUCCAAAGAUAAAAGUCGAAAAAAAAUUACCUAUAAAGCGCGAAAUACGCAAGUUUUCAGCCCAAAACAUGAGUGAAUUUAAUAGGCUCCUAAAAAAUGAAGCUUGGGAGAAUGUUUACAUGGCCUCUGUUGAAAAAAAUAUGACGAGUUUCAUAAUACUUUACAAUAUUAUUUUGAUAUUUCUUUUCCUAAAACCUUAGUUACUGAAAAAAUUUGUAAACAAAAUUAGAUUUCAGAAGAUCUUAAAAAUGACAAAAAAGAACUUAUACAAUUGGCUAAAAAAACUAGAGGAAAGACAAAUGCUCUUUUAAAUAAAGACUUGAAACAAAGAAAAUGUGAGUAUAAAAUAAAAUUAACACAAGCUAUAACCGAUUAUUUUGAAAAUAAAAUAGAAAAAUCUACAAAUAUACAAAAAACAGUGUGGGCACUUAUUAACUCUGAAGUUGGGCAAAAAAAUCAGAAUGAAAUUAAAAAAAUCUCCUUGCAAGAGGGAAAUAAAAGUUGGUAUAGUCCUAAAACUGUAUCUAAUGUAUUUAAUAAAUACUUUGUACAUGUAGUUCAGGAGAUCGGUGAAUUUAAUUGUCAAAAUACGGAAGUUAGCGAAAAGGAACAAGCACAAUGUAUUAGAAAAGGUUUUAACUUUAAAUUUGUUGAUGCAGAGGAGGUGGAAAAAAACCAUAAACUCAAUAAAGAACAAAAACUCUGCCGGAUAUGAUGAAAUCCCUAUAAAAGUGAUCAAAAAUACCAAACAGUAUUUAAUCCAAAUUUUAAGCCACUUAAUAAAUUCAUUAUUUGUUUCAGGUAUUUUCCCAAAUCAGCUUAAAAGAUCAAAAAUCAUACCAAUCCAUAAGAAAAACUGUCCAGAAACUGUGUCAAACUAUCGCCCAAUUUCCCUUCUUCUGAUAAUUUCAAAAAUUUAUGAGAAAAUAGUUAACAAACAAUUAAUAACAUACCUAGAGGAUUCUAAAUUGCAAACUAAUAUUCAGCACGGUUUUAGACCACAAAAAUCAGUAAUAACCGCUGUUGUCUCUUUUGUUGAGUCUAUAAUCGAAUCAGUAGACAAAGGUGAAUAUACAGCAGGAAUCUUUAUGGACCUAUCUAAGGCAUUCGAUAGUGUAAGCCAUUCUCACCUGACAACUAAAUUACCAAUCAUUAGGAAUACAAAAAAAUGCAAUUAAGUGGUUUCAAUCGUACAUUUGAAAUAGAUGCCAAUUUGUAGAAAUUACCCAUAGAACGCAUGAAAAUAGAGUCUUAAAGGUUUCUUCAGAAACUGAAAUGAUUAGAUAUGGUGUCCCUCAGGGAUCGAUUUUGGGUCCUCUUCUGUUCCUAUGCUAUAUAAAUGAUGUAGGGAGCGCACUCACACGUGCACCCCAAAAUAAUCUGUGUCUUUAUGCAGAUGACUCAAAUCUUAAAGUAGCAGCCAAUACUGUUGAACAGGUUGAGAUAAUAAGUUUCAUUGAAUUAGAAAAUAUUGGAACUUUCUUUAAGCAGCACAACUUAAUGUUAAAUGCUCAAAAAACUAACAUUGUAAGAUUUAAAACACACAACAACAAACAUAUAUCCGAACCAUUAAUUACGUACAAUUCAGAAGAAAUUGAGAGUAAAAGAAGCACAAAAUUUCUCGGCCUAACAAUAGAUCAACAUUUAAGCUGGGACAAACAUGUGGAUAAAAUAUUAUCAAAAUUAAGCUCUGCGAUAUUUUCUCUUUAUAGGAUGUCGUUUUUUUGUAACCAAAAAACACUAAGAAAUAUAUAUUUUGCAAAUUUCCACUCUCAUUUAUCUUUUGGAAUAUGUCUCUUUGGUGCAACGACAAAAACAAAUAUGGAUAAAAUUCUUAAACUACAAAAAAGGGCAAUUAGAAUUAUAUUGAGACUAGAUUACAAUGAAACAGUAAAGGAGAAAUUUAAAGAAUUACAAAUCCUAACAAUAUAUGGCCAAUAUAUUUUUGACACGAUUCUAAUUGCAAAAAAUAAUCAAAUAAGUAAUGAAUUAAAUCUUGAACCUCAUCCAUACAACACCAGACACAAAAAAUAUAUUGUAACAACUCAUCACAGUUUAAAGUAUUAUGAGAAAAAACCAUCAUACAUGGGGCUGAAAUUUUUUAAACAUCUACCCACUAGUAUAAAAGAUUUAACUAAUCUGAGAAUAUUCAAAAACACAGUUAAAUGUUUUUUGAUAAACAAGGCAUUGUAUUCUUUGGAGGAGUACUUUUCCACCUCCUCGUAGAUUUAGAUGUACUUGUAUUAGUAGUUUUAAGAUGUACAGACUGUGUGUCUUUGGACACUAUUCAAUUGUAUACUUAGUGUAUAUAUCUGAUGAAUAAAGAUUUUUUUGAUUUGA
Molecule: messenger RNA, 4849 nt
Organism: Homalodisca vitripennis (glassy-winged sharpshooter)
Lineage: Eukaryota; Metazoa; Arthropoda; Insecta; Hemiptera; Cicadellidae
Exons: 1
Coding region: 349-1650 (433 amino acids)
Source: RefSeq, a predicted model, not a curated record